This is a messenger RNA of Esox lucius (northern pike), 1246 nucleotides long. RefSeq names its product norrin cystine knot growth factor NDP (gene ndp). The transcript is spliced from 3 exons. NCBI's taxonomy places the organism in Eukaryota, Metazoa, Chordata, Actinopteri, Esociformes, Esocidae. Gene Ontology annotation, biological process: Wnt signaling pathway. Bases 479 to 907 code for a protein of 142 amino acids. The record is from RefSeq and is a predicted model, not a curated record.
UCUGCAUGAGAGAGGGAGGCGAAAAGAGGAGAGGAGCAAGUGAAAGAGACGACAGAGGAACUGAAAAGCGAUUGUAGAAAGGAGAGACUCCACUGGCUGUGUUAGAGCGGCAGCAGCUGUUGGAUAUUCCUGCCUUUCUGUCUGCGGUGGGCGGUUGAAGAUCCAGACAUCCAGACAGGAGAGAUGGAGGGGACCAAGGCAAGGACCCCAAGAACAGCCUCUGUCCCCCCCGGCAGCAUGCCUGUCCAGGACUAGGAGCUCCAUCCAAUACUGUCAGAGAGACCCAUCACACCAGCAAAGAGAAAAUCCAAGAGACCAAAUCAGAGAGGCCGGUGACACUGCCCUUGACAAACAGAGGGAACUAGAAAAAGGAGUGGAAAGAGAAAGACAGCGUUUCACUCCUCUGCACUUUCAGUUUAGUCUCUGAGGUCGCCUGUUGGACUUCACACCCUGCCCCUUUCCUCUCCCUGGUGCCAGCAUGCGGCCCUCAGCCCCCCUGUCUCCCCAAUCAGGGCUGGUGCUCCUGCUGGUCUUCUGUCCCCUCCUGGUGACAGUGCAGGGCAGCAGCAGCAAGGUGGAGAGCGGACACAAUGCCCCAAUGGGAGACACAGACCCAGACCGCUGCUUAAGGCAUCACUACGUAGAGACCAUCACACACCCCAUCUACAAGUGCAACUCCAAGAUGGUGCUGCUGGCCCGGUGCGAAGGCCACUGCAGUCACACCUCCCGCUCCGAUCCGCUAAUCUCCUUCAGCUCCGUGUUGAAGCAGCCCUUCAGGAGCACCUGUUCCUGCUGCCGGCCCCACACGUCCAAGCUGAAGGCCGUGAGGCUUCGCUGCGCCGGAGGGACCCGCAUCACCGCCACCUAUCGCUACAUCCUCGCCUGCAACUGCGAGGAGUGCAGCUGAGCAAACAAGAGAACCUUCCGGGGAACACUGUAGAGCUCCAUCAAAAGCCAGAGCCGGCCCCUUCAGGACGCUUGCGGCCCUUUCUGGGUGUACAGCCGGUGGCGAGGCUGGAUCCUAGAACUUGAAGAGAAUUCGAACAGCCCGUGCCUGCAACGAAGCCCGUGAGUCCGGGCGCACCCCAACAGGCGGAGCCAAUGUUUUUGUCCCCUGCGCAACGGAUUCAAGAGCUUUUUCCGAUUUCUCGUCUGCAAGGAGUGGAAAUAUUAAAAUCCCAUUGAACUCUGGCACCUGCACUGUCCCAGUCCCCCAAUAAUUAUCUUGUCAUGAAGGACAGAAAUC